AUGUCUGACGAAAAUAGACAAUCAUUUAAUCUUGAAGAUGAAUCAGAAUUGAAUGUGAAUGAUAAUGAAGUAUUUCAAACCGAUGAAGAAGAUAAUGUAAAAAGUCAUGAUAAUCAAUGGAUUGAUGAAUUACGUUUAGCACUUGAACGUGGAUGUGAUUUAGGAUCAAUACGAACUAUUGGAAAAUGUCGACCAUUGACAAAUGAUUUACGUUUAGCAGUUUGGAAAACUUGUCUUGAUAUCAAUGAUGUUAAUGAAUAUGAUUAUGUUGAUAGUGAUGUAUUUGAUUUACCUGAACAAAAUCUAAUACGUGAAGAUGUUUUACGUUUAGUGCGUUCAUUAAAAAUAAAUCAAGAUGUCGAAGCAUCAAAAUUGAGUGAUAUUGAAGCAGUUAUAACAUUUUAUUGCAAAAAAUAUACUGAGAAUUAUGAAAAAGGAAAUGGAUGGAUUGAUAUAUUAAAACCAUUGAUUACACUUGAAUACAAAGAUCGAGCUGAACUCUACGCAUUAUUUGCUAAUAUUCGUAAUCGUUAUAUUCCUCGUUAUUGUGAAGCUAAUGGAACGCCUUAUCAUUUAUUUCGAUUAUUAUUACUUUAUCAUGAUCCAGAAUUAUGUAGCUUUUUUGAUACUAGAAAAAUUACACCAGAUUUAUAUGCAUAUACUUGGAUUCGAAGUCUGUAUGCUGGAUCAUGUUCAUUAGAUGUUACACUUCAUCUAUGGGAUGGAUAUUUCCAACAUGCAGAUCAUUUUUUUAUUUUUUUUCUUGCUCUUGUAUUACUUAUGUUUGCUAAAGAACAAAUGUUUGAAAUGGCUGAUAAAGAAAAAGAUGAAAUUAUUAGUUUUUUAUCUAAAGCACCAUCAAAUUUAACUAAUGAUGAUCUUGAAGAUUUUUGUUCAUUAGCUAAUCAUUAUGCUUCUAAUACACCUCAAUCAUUCCGAAAAGAAUUUUAUUCAUGUUUAUUUGAUGAAACAGACUGCUCGGUUGCUCAAAAAGCUUCUUCAAUUUAUCAAACGUUAUGUUUACCUGUUUCGGCUAAAGAAUUACUUCAAGCAAAUCAAUUGGGCGGAACAGCAGGUGUCAGAUAUUUUGUUGUUGAUUGUCGGCCAGCUGAACAAUACAAUGCUAGACAUCUUUAUACAGCAUUCCAUCUUGAUUCAAAUCUUUUACUCGAAGAUCCAAAAGAAUUUGGUGGAACUGUUGAUGCUCUUCUUGCUACACAAAAACAUUCAAUCGAAGCCGAAACGUUUCUGUAUGUAUUUAAUUUUAGUCUUCUAUUGGUUUCAUCAACACAUUUAUAUAUUUUACGAAAAUUACCUGAACAUAAAACAAUGGCAAAUCUUGUAUGUCGUCGUCCAUUAGAAACAAUAACAAAAAUAACAAGUAAAAAAAAUUUUCCUGAAAUAAUAACAUUUCGAUACGGAACAAAACAAAAUGAACAAGAAGAAAAAUCGAAAACGAAAACAAAACUUCCUACAGAAUUUGACAGAGUUUAUUUACCUGAUGCUGGUGAUGCAACAAAAAAUAUUAAACUGUUAAUUAUAAAAGCAUUAAAUAUGUUUGAUAAUCUAAAUGAAACUGUAUCAACUUGA
Molecule: messenger RNA, 1590 nt
Organism: Rotaria sp. Silwood2
Lineage: Eukaryota; Metazoa; Rotifera; Eurotatoria; Philodinida; Philodinidae
Source: the annotation of a GenBank genome assembly